UUUUACCAACCGCUGAGGCUCGCCUUUGACGACCCGACUGUGUUUUGACCGGUCAACAUCCAUGCUCACAGUCAUCGUAGUUUAAAAUAGAAAUUGAUCUCAGGAUCAGAUGGCUGGGGAGGAGGGGACCGCAAGGGCGGGAUUAAUUUCCGGCAAUCAUCGGGAGAUCAUGUGAUGGGAUUUCCACUAAAUAAACCGCCGAGUUGUGGUCGCGGCGAUUAAUCGGCGGGCGGGGCCCGCGGGGCCCGCCUGGUAUUGUUGCGCUCCACGCCAAGUGGGGCCCGCUCCCUCCGCUUUCACUCUUUAUGAAUCCGUUGCAGAUUCGCUCGAAUUUUCCAUGCUUUCUCUGCGUGCAAGCCAAACACAUCGAUCGUUUCGUACGGAAAGUCAUGGCUACGCUUCCCUUAGAAGAAGUUCUUACUGGGUGCCCCAAGACACAGCAGCAGCAGCAGCAGCAAGAGAGGAAGCCGAGGCCCCAGCCAGAACAAAACCUCAAGUGCCCUAGAUGUGACUCCACCAACACCAAGUUCUGCUACUACAAUAACUACAGCCUCUCCCAGCCAAGAUACUUCUGUAAGGGCUGCAGGAGGUACUGGACCAAAGGAGGCUCCCUUAGAAAUGUCCCAGUUGGUGGUGGCUGCAGGAAGAACAAGAGGUCCUCCUCUUCUACAUCAAAGAGGGCCCAAGAUCAAGCCCUCGCAACCAACUCUAACCCACCACUACCCACCCUCCUCCCACCUCCCCUUUCCUAUGACCCCAGUGAUCUCUCCUUAGCCUUUGCCAGGCUCCACAAGCCACCCACCGGAGGCCAGUUAGGGCUGGAUGACCAUGACUCGUUCCUUCUAGGAAACCCUAACUCUGGCCAUAUCCCCACAGGAACUCCAGGCUUCCUUGACAUUCUGAGGGGCGGGCUCUUUGACACCACCACCACCACCAGUGGCUUCCACAAUCUCUACUAUGGGUUUGGGGGUCAUGGUAGUGUGGAGCAGGUGGAGGAUAGUGUUGCUGGGGAGGAGGCCGUGCUGCCAUUUGAUGGAGGUCUAACUGGUGCAACCACUGCUACAACUUCAAGCACUCCAACAACUAGCCAAGGGUCAUGCAAAGCUGCGGAUGGAGGGGAGAGCAAGAUGUUCAUGGGUCUGCAAUGGCAGGUUGGUGGGGGAGGCAAUAUGGCAGCUAUGGACCCUGGAAGAGACUACUGGAAUGGGGGUGGUUCCUCUUGGCCUGGUCUUAUCAACAGCUCCCUGAUGUAGAGGUAAACAUAGAUUGAUAGGUAGAUAGUUAUUUUCUCCUUCAAAAUGGCAGUGCCUUAGUAGCCAUAUUUGGAAACAUUCUAGUUCCAUUUUCAUCCUUUUGUAUCAGUUUUUAUGCUGUCUCUUCUUUCUUUAUUGUUAUUUUCUUUGGUUCUUACCGUUGGGCUUUCCUUUGAGUGGUGAUUGGACAAUUAUAUAUAUACUAGAACAUUAAGAUUGUUUUCUAACAAAGGAAGGAUUGGGGGUGA
This is a messenger RNA of Elaeis guineensis (African oil palm), 1501 nucleotides long. The record is from RefSeq and is a predicted model, not a curated record. NCBI's taxonomy places the organism in Eukaryota, Viridiplantae, Streptophyta, Magnoliopsida, Arecales, Arecaceae.